AGCAACAAAGAUAUGGAAAAGUUUGAACUCCAGCAUGGAUCACUAGCUCUAAAGCGAUACAAAUAUUCCGAGAUCAAGAAAAUGACCAAAUCCUUCAAUGAGAAGCUUGGUCGAGGAGGAUAUGGUAGUGUCUACAAAGGUGUAUUACCCGAUGGAUCCCUUGUUGCUGUCAAGGUUUUGGUCGAGACCGAUAGCAAUGGAGAAGAAUUCAUAAAUGAAGUUGCUAGCAUUAGCAGAACCUCCCAUGUCAAUAUUGUCAAUCUUUUGGGGUUUUGUAAUACUCGAAACAAGAGAGCUAUAGUCUAUGAAUUUAUGCCCAACAAAUCAUUGGACAAGUUCUUGAUCAAUAGUAAUGGAUCAGUUGAUAGUACAAAUUGUCCCUUGGAUUUGGACAAAUUGUACAAGAUUGCAAUUGGAGUUGCCAAAGGUUUGGAAUAUCUGCACACCGGGUGCAAUACUAGUAUUGUUCAUUUCGACAUUAAGCCUCAGAACAUUCUUUUAGACGAGGACUUCUAUCCCAAGAUAUCCGAUUUUGGGCUUGCUAAACUGUUCAAGAACAAGCAAAGUAUAAUAUCAAUGCUUGGAGCAAGAGGCACAAUCGGGUACAUCGCUCCAGAAAUAUUCUCCAGGAAUUUCGGAAGAGCUUCUCAUAAAUCUGAUGUUUAUAGCUAUGGAAUGAUGGUUCUUGAAAUGGCUGGAGCGAGAAAAUUUGACGAAAUCGAGACAACUGAUCAAAUGAGUGAUAACUAUUUUCCUGACAAACUGUAUGAGCAAGUGAUACUUGAUGCUAAAAUGAAAUUAGGUGAUCUCGUGAUUAAAGAGGAAGAAGAAACAUCAAGGAAAAUGUUUUUGAUCGGAUUUUGGUGCAUUCAGACAUCACCAUCGGAUAGGCCAUCGAUGUCUAAGGUUGUCGAGAUGUUAGAAGGAAGUCUUAAAUCCAUACAAAUUCCACCAAAGCCGUUCCUCUUUUCUCCUACUGUAUCAGGCAAUGGAAUAUUGUCCUCGUUAUCAACAUACGACGGGGAGGGACUUUCAACAAAUGGUCCUAUAUAGAUAUCCAAUUCAAUGUGUUGUUUAGAGAACGUCACAUAUUAAUACCAUGUUUGGGUGUUAUUAUUAUUAUUAUUUUUGUAAAUUGUGUUCGAGUUUAAAUGUAUGUACAAGGAGAAUUAAA
Molecule: messenger RNA, 1174 nt
Organism: Erythranthe guttata (spotted monkey flower)
Lineage: Eukaryota; Viridiplantae; Streptophyta; Magnoliopsida; Lamiales; Phrymaceae
Product: LEAF RUST 10 DISEASE-RESISTANCE LOCUS RECEPTOR-LIKE PROTEIN KINASE-like 2.3
Biological process (GO): protein phosphorylation
Molecular function (GO): protein kinase activity; ATP binding
Source: RefSeq, a predicted model, not a curated record